AUGUCUCAACCGACAAGUGAAUCAACAGCGGUACCGUCGAAACCAUCAACCAAUCCAGGGAGUUAUGAAGAGCUUCAUCGGAAAGCACGUGACAUCUUCCCAACGUGUUUCGAGGGUGCUAAAGUGAUGAUUAGCAAAGGGCUGAGUUCUCAUUUCCAGGUUUCACACACGUUGUCUAUUUCGCCUACAAGCACUGGUUAUCGGUUUGGUGCUACUUACGUCGGCACGAAAGUCGUUGGUCCUCAGGAACAGUACCCAAUAUUCCUGGGUGAUACCGAUGUCGCCGGCAAUACCACUGCAACUGUCGUGCACCAGUUUGGUGAUAAUUACCGUCUCCGCCUACAAGGACAAGUGCAGCAAAACAAGCUAGUUGGAGCUCAAGGAACAUUUGAGAGGAGAGGUCGUUUAACAACUCUUGGGUUGACGUUUGCUAAUACGGACGUGGUUAAUGAAAGCGGAGUAGUGGUUGGGCAAUUGUUAAGAAAGCUUACUAAUAACAUCGAUGUUGGCACUGAACUGUUAUAUCAAUACGGCAAGCAAAUCCCAGGUCAAAAAUUGUCUAUGUUGUCCUACAGCCUACGAUACACCACUCCGAUAUGGACGGCGGUGGCCACUCUUGGAUCUUCAGGUGCGCACUUUACAUACUAUCACAAGCAAACUGAUAACCUUUCAUUUGGAGUUGAAUUCGAAAGCAAUACGAAUGUUGGAGAGGCUGUUGGUACGUUUGCUUAUCAAGCAGAAUUGCCUGACGAAGGUGUAACAAUGAGAGCCAGUAUUGAUACCAACUGGUCAGUUGGUGGUGUUUUUGAAAAACGUUUGAGUCAACAGCUUCCAUUUACAUUUGCGAUGUCGGGUCUCUUCAAUCACGCUAAGGUAUGA
This is a messenger RNA of Angiostrongylus costaricensis, 879 nucleotides long. NCBI's taxonomy places the organism in Eukaryota, Metazoa, Nematoda, Chromadorea, Rhabditida, Metastrongylidae. The record is from the annotation of a GenBank genome assembly.